Molecule: messenger RNA, 4028 nt
Organism: Geodia barretti
Lineage: Eukaryota; Metazoa; Porifera; Demospongiae; Tetractinellida; Geodiidae
Source: the annotation of a GenBank genome assembly
GAACGGUACCUAUUAUCGAACGCUCGCGAGGCCUGCGAGGGUAAGGAAGUAUACGGCUGAAAACGGAGGUGGACAAAGGUAUGCGGACCCCCUCCGCACGGUUUUUUUUUCGUCGGUCUUUUCUCUUUAGGUAAGUCGUUUUAUAUGGGCAGCUAUUACUUACUUUAUUGCCCCACCAGGAGUGCUGGGUAUGCCGCGCAAGAGGUGCUCGUUCGCCAGGAAGCGCUCGAGGUCUGCACCCGCCCGUCUUCCUCGUUCGGUGUGGUGGCUGGACCCUCAUUCUCGCAAGAACAGCAGCGUCGUUUUCAGGUCGGCUAUGAGGAAGAUUUUGAUGUUGCUGGAGAUCCUGACUACGUCUCUUGGCUUCGAAUUAACCACCCCCCAAACAAGUGCAUCAUCAGGCAAAUCGCUCCUCCAUCACUUUUCAGAUGUCACUCCUGUCGCAGAGAUUGCUGUUGACUCUCCCCCUCCUGACACAGAUAACAGCACAAAAAACACUCCAUCAACGUCGGCACUCUCAAAGUUCCUGACCCCUCCUCUAGCGUCAACUCCCACUGGUCGAAAAGGAGAGCCACCUCGGGCUCGUUUAUUAACAAGUUGUGCUGCUUUUGAGAUAUUGAAGGGGAAAGAGAGAAAAAAGCAAGAGGAAGCAGAGAUAAAAGAGAAAAAGAAGAAGGAGAGGGAGGAAACAAAGAAAAGGAAGGAAGAAGAACAAAGGAAAAAGGCGGAGGAGCGAGCAAGAAAGCAGGAACAAAAACUGAAGGAGAAAGCUGAAAAGGAAGCACAAAAAGCUAAAAAAAGGGAAGGGAAAGCAACCCGCAGGUGUUGGAACGAAGAGAAGCCAAAACGCUCGUAGUACCAGACCAGCAAAAUGUCCCCGGAAAACUGCAAACCCCUCUACUCAGAUCAACGACAGUGAAUGUUGUGUGUGCUACAUUUCCUACGACGACGAUCAAUCAGGAAACGAUGCGCAUGUGGACGAUGGCUGCAUGAGGACUGCGCAGAUGACUGUGUCACAGAUAGUGAUGGGAAUGAGCAUCUCUGCUUUAUUUGCCUCAAUAACCUUUCUACCUGACGUUUUUUUGUUUCAGUUUUUGUAUUGCACAAACACUCCUUGGAAAGUUAGUCAUUUGGUGAAUAUUUCCCGAGUUUGCGCGUUUACAACUACCGGAUUGAAUAGCGCCCGUGUAGCUGCAUAUAUGAUGCAUGUUUAGGUGCAGUAGCGGCACAUAACUGAACAAUGCCUGUGCUGUAGGUGGGGUUUUUCCCCAGCGUUCGAUAUUUCGCUAUGCGCAAAUGUACGCACGUUCGGCGGUCGGUACCGGUGUUCGAUAAAUGGUCCGUGACAUUGACAUAUAACGGAGGAGAGCGCUCUAAAUGGAAAACCGUUAGUGGGCUGGACCUUUGCGAGUCUAGUAGAGCAUAGAAUGGGGUUUGCGACGGUACAGGAACCGAAUUCCGGAGGCGUUUCUGGACGGAGCUACAAGCGCCGGUACACAAGUCGUUCGAUAAUUGGCUCCGUACGCUCCCCAUGGCUAAACCUUCAUUCUCCAGAAUUCAAGCAAACAAGGGCAUUCUACAGUGGGUAGAGUACUCCAACCACAGAAUGCGGAAAGUUUUUAGAGCAAGCGGAAACACACCUACAAUAUUGUCGCAGGCGAAUGCCAUCCAGUAUACUGUAACUCUCAGUCCACGUCCGACACCAAGACAAGCAACUACCAACCAGCUCUGACCAUAAAUCCAAACAGAAGAUGGCCAGGCAACUACAGCUCUCAACCUCUCACUCUCGCAGAGCACUACAAACUGCUGCUCGACUCCAGCCAUUUGUCUUGUCUGGAGUGACUCAGACUGGAAGGAAGCUCGGGGAGGGAUCCUAUGGAUGUGUGGAGGAAUUGAAGGUCAAUGGACUCGUUUGCGCCGGUAAGAGAAUGUUCGAUGUUCUAGUCAACUCUGAAAACGAAGGGGCCGACCGCAUGAUCGAGAAAUACUACGAGGAGUGUCAGCUUCUGUCGAGUCUCCGUCAUCCCAACAUUGUCCAGUUCCUGGGCAUCUGUUUCCUGGAGACCCAGUCUGCCUCCACUGUCAACCUCCCUGUUCUGGUCAUGGAGAUGCUGCAGGGAAGUCUGGACCACCUCCUGGAGAGCACUCCCGACAUUCCCCCCGCCAAGAAGGUCUCCAUCCUGCAAGACGUGGCCAGGGGGCUUGUCUACCUCCACAGCCGCAGUCCAGCCGUCAUCCACCGAGAUCUGACAGCUAGGAACGUCCUGCUCAACUCGGCAAUGGUGGCCAAGAUAGCCGACAUGGGUAACUCGCGGAUGGUGGACAUGCAACCAGGCCAGGCAAGGACCAUGACGCGAGGAGUGCCUGGUACUGCAGUGUACAUGCCUCCAGAGGCCUUUGAACUGCCUCCCAAGUAUGGGCCACAGUUGGACAUGUUCUCGUUUGGUCACCUGGCCCUGUUUACGGCAAUCCAGCAGUUCCCCGGAGACCUUCUACCCUCCACCUACCAAGACCCACGCUCGCGUCGACUGGUGCCACGAAAUGAGGUGGAGCGACGCAGCAGGUACAUGGAGAGUGUUGGAAGGAUCCUGGGCAGGUCUCACGAGCUGGUACAGCUGAUCAGUCAGUGUCUGGACUUUGCUCCAAUGACAAGACCCACAGCCUCAGAGGCCAUGGACAGACUCCAACACAUCAGCUCCAGUAUCCACGAUGUCUACCACUCCAUGACACGUCUUCAACUGGAGAAGGCUCUUGCUCAGUCUAGGAAAGAUUCAACAGAGUUCGUGUUAAUGCAAUGUCUGGAGACACGGGAGAGUAAACUACUGCUAGAACUGAAGACGGUGAAUGGAGCCUUAGAGAAGCAGCUGAAAGUUGUUACAGGAGAAAAUAACGUGAAAGUUGCUGGAUUGAAUUACAAUAGAAAAAGGGGAGGAGUUGAGGGAAACAAAACAGAAGUCAUGAUCCUGGUAUCAGUAGGUGAUGAGUAUCCAGCUGAUUUGGUGGUCAGUAAAAGAAUCAAAAAUCCAUCUCUUGCUGAAAAGGCCACAAAAAUGUUUGGUUCUCUCCCAGUCAUAGUACCAGGUCUACAUGAAGAAGCUGCUGCAGAUCUGAUGGCUGCUGCUAGCACUCAACUUAAAAGUCCUAACUUGUCGGUGGUCCAGAUACUCGUUGAUGUUCCAAUGAUGCAGAGAUCGAAGCAGUACUACCUCAAGAAGAUCGAGACAUUCUUUCAGAAUUGCAAGGAACAAGCUGCUAUUCUGCACUAUCUGGGCAACAGUGAGAAAACCACAGGGAACUGGUGUUUCAAAGAUGGAACCAUCAGCUUCCAAGAGAUCUUCAACAUCAGGGCUUCCUCUGUAAAGGUUCUUAACAUUAUGUCAGACUGCAGCUACUCAGGGCAGUGGGUGAGGGAGUGUGCAAGGACACUAGACAGUCUCCACAUCCCUCCAUGCGGACACAGAGCCAGGGAGAAUGGGGCAAUGAUCAAAGUAUUUGCAAUGUGUCAGCCAGACCAAGAGGCAGCAGAGCCUUGCUACUCCACAGAGGGAGUGAUCGUCACACCCGAUAGAUUAAUACUGUUAAGUUCGAUGAAACUCACUCAUCAAAAGCCAAUAUGGUUCAACAGCACAAAGUUGGUUUGCUGCAGAGGCCCAGACUCUCCAUGUCCCAAGGCUACAUUCCAACACCUGACAUGGGAGAAUGCAGUGGACAGGUCCACCAACGUACAACUGGUUAAGAGAAGAGAGGGGCAAAGGGAUAUGUGGUACUACCUAAUACUGCAUCGAGCAGGAGACGUCUAUCGUGAGGAGUUCCAGUCUCGCCACAGGAGAGAUCCCAGUCUACGACUCAGUGACUGGGGCUACAUACUGGAGUCUGGGGAGGGACGUAAUCCCCCACAAGAAGUUAAGGAGAAGGUUUUGAAUUGGACUUAUAUGUGAGCGACUAAAAACCUUCAUUAACUUACAUACAGUGGUAUACUAUGAAAGUACAUACUAUGAGUGUGUUUAUUGUUCAAAAGUCUCAUGGUA